AUGAGCCUCGACCACUUCCGUACUAGCAAUAAUGAGAAGAUCCCAUGGUGCCUCGGGGCCAUCCGGUCAAUGGACACCCAUUUGGCAACCCACAAGCUCGACUCCCGCACAUAUCAAUACCUCGAACUCAACAGCCUGCCGACGAAGCUCGAUUGCGUCCACGAAGAAAGCGACUGUCCAUUCCUCGAGAACCACCGCAUCGUGCCCAAACUCGGCAGCCUCAUUGACGAGUCGGUGAAGAACGACGCCCUCCAGCGAGGCGAAAUGCGCACUGUUGUGUGCCUCCCGUGGAUGUAUGGUUGGACGAUGCCGUCAUGGACUGGAGACAUCCGACCGCCGUUACUCGUCACAGCAGAAGAAUGCGAAGGGCGAGAGGUUCUCGAGGCGCUAUUUGCAGCUGGAGAUGACAGGGCUGAUGUGCCGUCCUGGGGACUAACGGGAACCUCUUUUUGCCUUCCCCAGUACCAGAGACCUCCUUGCGCCUUGCCUAUCUCGAGCGACUGGUCUACGUCGACCGUUGGACCGACCGUUCGAGGCCCUGCUCCGGUGCAGCCCUCGAGUGAAACGAACCGGUCGUCAGUCUCCCCGGGUUCCUGGAAGACCGCAGUCACCGCCGCCACCGCCACCGCCACCGCCGCCAUCAACCGGAAACCCCACAGCCGAAGAUGCCUCCCCCGCCAGGCGGAAGAAAACAUGGCUAAUGUUGACCUGCUCGAUGUAAGCGGCGAGAGUCUUGACACCGCUGUCAAGUCAAACAAUACCGGCAACAAGAUUGCCGCUCGAGGCAAAUAUGCUCAACAACAUUAUAAUAAGCCAAGUGAUACCGGCAACAAGAUUACCGAGGCCCAGUUCAACGAGUGGAUGGCUGUAUCGCUCGAUUUCCCUGGUGCUCAACAAAAUCAAAACAAGCCAAGUGAUGCCGGCAAUAAGAUUACUGAGGCCUAG
Molecule: messenger RNA, 945 nt
Organism: Colletotrichum karsti
Lineage: Eukaryota; Fungi; Ascomycota; Sordariomycetes; Glomerellales; Glomerellaceae
Exons: 3
Coding region: 1-945 (314 amino acids)
Source: RefSeq, a predicted model, not a curated record